Melanotaenia boesemani (Boeseman's rainbowfish) is the source of this 1633-nucleotide messenger RNA. It is a transcript of the gene nup43, whose product is annotated as nucleoporin 43. Bases 210 to 1328 code for a protein of 372 amino acids. Lineage: Eukaryota; Metazoa; Chordata; Actinopteri; Atheriniformes; Melanotaeniidae. Gene Ontology annotation, cellular component: nuclear pore outer ring. The record is from RefSeq and is a predicted model, not a curated record. Gene Ontology annotation, molecular function: protein binding. The transcript is spliced from 8 exons.
AUUUGCCGCAGUAGCAUAAAUGGCUGCCGCUAGGUGUCGCAAGACACUGAUGCAUUGCGAGAAAGGCUGAUAUAGUUGUUUGGUCUUAUUCCGCCACCGUAGUUACGUAGGCAAAAGCAGGCGCGUACGCUUCUGUCUUGUCAAUAAAUGCUAAGCUAACAUAGACAAUAGUUUGUACAUUUUAAGUUGCAGAAACACUUUCUGUUUCCAUGGAGAGUAUAAAUGCUAAAUACGUGUCCCAGAAAAUUAGCAAGACUAGAUGGCGCCCAGUAUCGUACUCGAAUUUGCAGCAACCAGAUAUCUUUGCGACUGGCUCGUGGGACAACGAGGACAACAAGAUUUCCAUAUGGUCCAUUGGGGGUAAUGGGACUUCUGGGUUGGAAGACGAAUUUGAAGGAGAUCCACGUCUUUUAUGUGACCACAAGCACGAUGGAGAUGUUCUUGAUCUUCAAUUUUUGGACCAAGACAGAAUUGUCACAGCAUCAUCAACAGGAGCAGUAACCAUCUUUCGCCACCACCAAAACAGUCAGACCAUCUCAGUUUCUCAAAAGUGGGCAAGAGCACACCGCUACCCCAGUGACAAUGCUCCCUGCACUGGAGUCGCAUGCAACAGUCCUGAAAUUGUAUCAGUUGGUGAAGAUGGGAGGAUCACCAUCUUCAGAGCUGACCAGGAAGAAGUGAUUCGAGUCAUAGAGAAUGCCGAUAGCAGCACAAUUCAUGCUGUGACUUACCUGAGGACAACAGAUAUUUUGACUGUUAACUCCAUCGGCCAACUGAAGCUGUGGGAUUUAAGAAAACAAAGCACCUCACCAUCCCAGAUUCUAUCCCUGUCAGGAGAAAGAGUUCCUUUGCAUUGUGUUGACAAACAUCCAAACCAGCAACACAUUGUGGCCACAGGAGGCCAGGAUGGUAUGCUUUGUGUCUGGGAUGUGAGACAAGGCAACACACCCUUCUCACUUAUGGAAGCCCACUCAGCUGAAAUGUGGGAGGUCCAUUUCCACCCGACAAACCCCGAUCAUCUGUUCACAUGCUCAGAGGACGGCUCAUUGUUGCACUGGGAGACUUCCUCUCAUUCAGACAUGCCCUCCUUCCUACAAGGUGGAAGGAACAACAGCAUGAUCUCUCGCAGUGCAAUGGCCCCAGCUGGAGGGAACCAGUCCCUCAUCAGUGCUUGGCUUAGUGGAGACUCCAGUAAAGGCCGUCUAGAAACAACACACAUGCUGCCCAGCCAGACGCUAUCCGUCAACAGUUUGGAUGUGCUUGGACCAUGUCUAGUUUGUGGGACUGACGGAGAGGCUAUUUUUGUCAACAGACAGGUCCCAGUUUAAAUAAAACAUCUUUUUUGUGUGUAGUACAAAGGAUGAAGAUUUGCAUUUGUUUUCCAUUUCAGGCACAACAUAAGGCUGUUGUCUUUUUUAUUAUUUAAAAGUUGCCAAAAGUGCUAUAUUAUAAUACAUUUGGCUUUACUUGUGUGUGUGUCUGAUACGUUUUGCUUCAUGAAUUGCUGUUGCAUUGAUUAAUUAUUGUGGAUUAUGUUUUUCUAAGUCAUUCCAAGCAAGGUGGUUCAAUUCAACAAUACAUUUUAUACAGAUUACAUUUAUAGCAGUAAGAAAUAAAAAUAUUUGAAAAAAUC